AUGCUUGGCUAUUGGCAGUUCUUUUUUCUUCAUCCUGCUCGGAUCCUUACCAUCGCGUUUAUUUUGUACCAUUUUCAAUAUCCCACUCUCUUUUUGUGCAAUUCAUACUCCUCUUAUAGCACAACGACUUUGUCGUUCGCAAGCAUCCCGGAAGUGGUUUGCUAUCUCUCUACGCCAUGGUUUGCAAAUAGAGAUGAUUAUCGUCCUUCGCUGGAAUCGUUUCUGCAAGCAUCGAAAACUGAUGCGGACCAAGAUCUUCGCUUGAGUAGCUUAGCAGUGGUUUCCAGACUAGCCAAUGCACGUCAACCUUUAGUUGAUGUAAGCAAGUCAAGAAUACAUGUCGACAAAAUCGCUCUCGUCACGCUUAAGGAUGAUACAGCAUUUUCGUGUGGAGAUCUAGCACUUAAUGCACAGAACGCUGGAUACUCUGUGGUGACAUAUUUUGGCCAUGGAAAUUGUGGACCAAAUGGAAAUGUAACAAAACCUCAUACUCAAGAGGAGAUAUUGAUUCCCAAUGUGUUUGUUCAUUCUUGUAUCAAUCACACCACUUCAGACUCUUACAACCCCGUUCAUGAUUAUGAUUUCCUUAAAAAUGCAGACAAAACAUAUGUAAAUAUCAUAGAAACUAAACAAGGGUCCGAUGAGCUCAGACAGAUGGAAAAAUACCUAGAGAGACUUUACUACUGGUUUCUUUUGGGUCCAAUCAUUACGCUCGAAUGGCUCAGACGAAAGAAGAAACUCUGUUGUGUGACGAUAUCACAAGAAGUCGAUGAAGAAUCUGCAGCUGGCAACGAGGAAAGUGAGCGGUUAGUCGCAAGAGUUGAGGAGGGUCGGGGACAUGACAAACAAGGCAUUACUGGUGAAGAAAAUGAGAAUGAGUUACAAACUCUAAUCGUUACAAUAGACUCUGACUCUGAUUUAACAACAAGUGAUAACUUGCGCCGUAGUAGUAUUACACUGCGAGUGGUGAGGAUAUUGGAAAGAGGUAUUCGCUACUUCGUAGUUGGUCUUGGUUAUGUGAUUGUCACUCUAGCAGCGCUCCCUGUAGGUAUAUCAAGUGGGGGAUGGUCUUUUUUCCGAUUUGAUGGACAAGAAAGAUUUCGGCAAAAAACUUUCUGGGAUGUUCUUCUGAAACAUGUUAAUAAAACCACUGAUAUGAGGCCAGAUUUUCAUGUAAUAAUAUCAUGUAAUCUCACUUUGUGGUGGCCAUUUUUUCAAAUCUUCUGUUUUUUCAUUCAUAGUAGUUUUGAUUGUGUGAGCACUUGGACCGUUUCAACAAACAUUUCAAAGUUGAUUCGGAGUGAUUGGUUUUCAUCCAACAUGUAUUUGCUCGUUUUGUGCUUCGUUGUACCAUACUGUUCUCUUAGCCAAAGUUCAUUCUUGGACAUGUUUCCGAAUUUUUUACAUUUUAUGCUUUACAAUGUAACGUGUACAGUUUGCAAUUUUCUAUUUAUUAUCAUUCUCAACAAGCACAAAGUUGUCACAAGGUAUGUGUUCUACAUCAGUGUGUGUAUGAUCUGUGCUUAUGUUGAGAGUGACAUAGUAGCUGUGUUUUAUUUCAUCCUCAAUUCUCAAGGCUCCCUGAACAACUUAAAACUCACUGCUCUUCGCACUGUAGCACUUGGACUCACUUUGACUCUGAGUUUCAGUUCUUCAAUGCACAUAAUCCGCAAACUUAUGAAGCCACAGGAGUCUGUAUUCGAGGGACUGUAA
This is a messenger RNA of Pocillopora meandrina, 1713 nucleotides long. The record is from the annotation of a GenBank genome assembly. NCBI's taxonomy places the organism in Eukaryota, Metazoa, Cnidaria, Anthozoa, Scleractinia, Pocilloporidae.